This is a messenger RNA of Lytechinus variegatus (green sea urchin), 3361 nucleotides long. RefSeq lists its product as uncharacterized. Gene Ontology annotation, molecular function: ubiquitin protein ligase activity; translation repressor activity; protein binding. The transcript is spliced from 2 exons. The record is from RefSeq and is a predicted model, not a curated record. Gene Ontology annotation, biological process: proteasome-mediated ubiquitin-dependent protein catabolic process; protein polyubiquitination; negative regulation of translation. The coding region runs from base 599 to 2137 and encodes 512 amino acids. NCBI's taxonomy places the organism in Eukaryota, Metazoa, Echinodermata, Echinoidea, Temnopleuroida, Toxopneustidae.
GGCCAAUGCUAUAUAAAGGCCUAGAUAAAAAUAAAAAUAGCCCGGAAAAAUAGGGCAUUGGGCAGUUGGCAUGGAAUUAAGCAACAGACAAGCCAAUAAAGCUGGACCCCCCAUACAUUGUGUGUUAAUUUUUCUUCUUUCUUUUCUAUGGUUAGCUGGGAAGCUGAUAUGUUGUUUUCGUUGCCUAGCCCGUUUUUUCCGAGGUAUAUUCUUCAUCGGGUAUUCCCAAUUUAAGCAAGAUCUCUCUUCAUUAUAUCUCCCAGCAAAUUCAUUGCGGGUCUGUAUUUACAUGUUAAAGGGAUUGUGGGCAUGGGGCAACACGGAAGUUGUUACUCCCACGCAAAUACGAAUAGACGGUGCCAAGCUAUGGUACUUUAUAGAGGUACUUAAACAAAAUACAUGUAGUUUCGUUUUCAUGUAGGUGCAAAAAGCCUGGCUGUAUCAUUUAUAUUGUUAUUAUUAUUAUACUGUCUAUGUGCGCUACAUAUUCUCUCUGUGAUCAUAGUCGUCCUAUCUCAGUCUGAUUCGAUGCACGUAUGAUGGCCACGGUCCCGUCGCAUAAGUAGUUCACGAUCUUUAUUGAAUUUCACUAACGAAAAUGAGGAAGCUGAGUACGCAGAGUUCUUUGGCCAGUAGUACCCCCGAUGACCGGUGUCCACUGCACCUUGACGCCAUCCAGGAUGCCUACAAUUUACCAUGUGGCCAUGCAGCUUGUCAUGAAUGUCUGUACGCCAUUGCAACAGCGAGCAGGAAAUACCGAAGGCCACACAUCACAUGCCCUGUAUGCCAGAAGACAUCCCCGUUUGAACCAGAACAGAAAGAACUUGAGGAAGCACAGUUCAGGGCGGAAUCAAGGUGUGAGUUGAGUAGAAGUCCCUCCAUCAGCGAUGACCCGAGAAGCCGAUCGAGCAGUUUGAGCAGUCAUGGUGGAAGCACCGCUGCGUUGUCUCCUAUCAGACGUCGGGAGUCUAUGAAGAUCAACAAGGAGCUUGAUGUGAAUGCAUCUAAGCUAACCAUCUCAAACGACCCCAUGGUCAACAAACGCGUCACCAUCACACUCAGACUAUGUGAUCAGGACGGGAAAAUUAUCAUUCCGAAAAGUAACACAUACGUCAGAGGAACAAUUCUAUUUCCUGAUGGUGAGCCAAAGGAAAUUGAGCUUCUCCCGUACCGACCACAGUCGUUAGGAAUCAAUGAUCUCACACAUUCCUUCGAGAAAGUGUUCGUUCCACAGAGCGUUGGUAAGUACGAGGUUGAUAUUCCAGUCUCGGACAACUCGAAAGAACACAUCAUUGCUUACAUCCUGGUUAAACCAAGUGGUGGGAAAGUGUUUGAUUUACGAGGGAUGUCAAAAUUUAAAAACCCUCAUGACAUAUUCCUUACAGGAGGCCAGUACGUCAUUACUGACAAGGGCAAUCACCGAAUAAUCGUAACCGAUCGCGAAGGAGUCGUCCAAAUGGAGUUUGGUUCAACUCCACCUAAAGGGUUGAAAAGAAUCGGACCGUUUGCAAUUGCGGGCGAUCCAGGCGCAUAUUAUGUGACAGACGAUGCGAAUAAAUGCGUACUGCAAUUCGUGAGGACAACGGCGAAACUGCGUCUCUGGGCGAAGGUAGGGCCAUCACCGACAGGAAUCGCCCUCGACAUCGAACACGUUUACGUUGCGGACGCGAGAGAAAGCAACGUCCGGGCCUUCAACCGCCACGCGCAACAGCUCUUUACCAUUGCCUAUCCUGGAAACCUAGAUGGUGCUAUCAGUUAUCCCUGGUUCAUCAAGAUCAACUCUAAAGGUAACCUUGUGGUUGCGGACAGGAACAACUGCAGGAUCCAAAUCUUCGAUCCACAUUCCAAAAAGUCUCUUCUUUUAAUCUCACCAGAUCUCUGUGGAAAGAGAUGGCACUGUCGCGGACUUGCUCUGGAUCGUCUUGAUAAUAUCUACGUGACCUGUAGGCGGACAGACUCGUGGUGUAUGUAUAACAAAGAAACGGUUAUGGUGUUCAGCGCGUCAGGAGAUUACCUAGGAAAUUUUGGAGAACUUUGUGAAUUCAACUAUAUCCGGGGCAUUGCCAUCGACGAUGACCAGGCAACUGCCCUAGUCGUAGACGGAGCCAAUCACAGAAUCAAAGGGUACCGAUUAUGAGGCCAAACAACAAAUCGUUAAUAAGUAACUGUCCCGGGUAACUGUACUGGAUCCUCUACAUUCUCUAUAUAUGUCUGCAUAUUCAAAUGAAUGUUUGAUCUUGCCUUAUAUUUGAGUGUUACAAUUAUGAUUCCAGUCCGAUUGUUUAUGCAACGGUAAAUAUCGGGGGAGGUUGGGAUAAUUGUUCUUCCCUUCGAUGUAAUAAAAAAAGAACAUGAUAACACGAAGAGGGGGAGGGAUGAGAAAUUCGAACGAGAGGAAAAGCAGCUGGAAUGCGAUUAUUAUAUAUAUUGUCAUCAUAAUUGUAACGAGCCCAGAGCGCCAAUUUUAAUCAUCAUCAUCAUAAUCAUAUUCUACUGCCUGCAACCCGUCAUAGACAUCAGCGAUUAAGGUCCUAGCGUUUGUCAUCUUUUACAAUCCUGGUCGUUUGUCUUCACAAAUACCCCUAUAUACCCGCUUCAAUAUGAAUAAAUGGAAUGAAAUGGAACUAGAAUAAGAGCAAUCUUUAUAACAAAGGGGAUAUUCUUUUUCAAGAAUCUCAAAAGGAAUAAUUCUCAAACUACUUGGAAUAUUCUAUUGGUUUGAUUCUGUUCUUGUUAAAGCAUGACGUUAGUAUACAUUUUUACAUCAACACAACGAUAAAGAAUUUUAUUAAGUUGUAAUGGCUUUAUCUGAUCAUGGCAUUAUUAUUUUUUAAAUAUCGAAUCGGCAAGGCUGCUCCGUCAGCAUCAAAAAGGAAAAUCCUACAGUUAAUCAAAAACGCACUUUUAACGGAAAUAAACUUUUCCCGGCUUUCAACCGCGAGGGUUAUAUUGAAAGAGGAUGUAAUAGCUUGUUUUGUUGACAAUAACACACCGUCCUUCCGCUCGUUGAUUUUUUCCCCUUUCAUUUCAUUUUAAAUUUCUGCUUUCUCAUCUCCGUUUGAGGAAAAAUUCGGGAUUUCUUCACUCUUUCUCCCUUUCUUUUGUUGAAAACUUAGAUAAAAUUAUUUAUAUCCCAAAGUUAUUUGUAUAAUGACCUAAACAUCGAAGUUAUAAUGUAAUAUUUAUAAAAACCUUAGUAAUCAAUUACUCAAUUAGGAAAGAUUUGAUUUGCCAACAAAAUUAUGGUAUAGACUAGGUUAUAACCAAUUUGUUUCCUUCCAGUUGCAAUGGUCUAAUUGCCAUUUGAUAUCAAAGGUCAAGUCCACCCCAGAAAAAUGCUGACUUGAAUAAAUAGAGAAAA